AUGAGUAUACUGAGCGAAAUUCUCAGUACCGGACAUGUCGAUGUCGAACUUCUGGAAGCGCUCGACGAUGAUCAGAAGCAGUUGUUGUUCUGUCAGAUGAGAAGCGAACAAGUGAGGAAAUGGGAAAUGGCAGAGGCGGAAUUCGAGAGAACGGGUCCGCUGAAUCGGAAGCCAAAGCGGAAAGGGUUGAGAUGGCUGACAGGAGUCGAUGGAGAAGUUUGGGUUUGGGUGAUGGGAGAUCAUGCGCAGGACAAAACAAUCGAUGAAAUUCUGGAAGAAGAGAGUCGCGAAAAGGCUCACGCGCUGGCGAUGCGAGAGCUCCGUGCCGCUGCUGGCACGUCGGAUUCAGAGCGAGAAGACGAUCUAAUCGCUCAACUUGGACAGAUGCAUGUGAUGGGAUCCCAUGAAAACUAUGAUAAUUUGUAUGGCAACGACGCUCCGUUGCUAUUGUUUCAACCUCCGAAACCUAUACUUACCACUUCCCAACCACCGCCUCCGCUGACGUUACCACCUCAAAUAGUCACAACAACUACAGUAUCCAGUUAUUCAACGCCACAACCACAGAAAGCUCAGCUGGUACGAGGAGAGAAACCACCCGUACCACAGAAGCCAACCACCGGAUACUUUGCAACGUUCUCAUCGAAUCCAGCCACAACAAACACCAAAGUAUAUGAUACUUAUGACAAUACAAGUGUGCCUAGCACCACAAAUGGACAUUCCACGUGGCAAAAGACAGAAUCCAAUAACACAAACAACGGAGUCAGAAUGCGUGCUCCACGACAGGACGAUGGCCGGCGAGACGAGGAAAUUCAAAAGAGGGAAUCAGAGAUAUUCCAGACUUUACAAGAAGAACGAGAACGACAACAGCGAGAAGCGGAACUGUUCGAAGAUCGGGAGAAUCCGUCGUGGGAAGAAAGGGAACGAAAGGCGAGGGAAGCGGAGAUGGCUCAACGAGAAUUAGCUCAGAAGGCGAGGGAGAAGCAUCAGCAGAUGAUACGGACGAGUACGAGUAUAUUACCAGCGCUGAAGGAUCACAAGGCGGGAAGUUUGAGGGAAGCCAUAAAAAACCUACCGCGACCGCCAAAACCAAAAUCCCGCUCAGCCAUUGUCGAAUGGUUCCAACGGGAGGAAUUGCCACGUGGCACGGGUCUCGACCCGAAAACUCGCGCCCCAGCUCCCUGGUUCCAUGGAGUAAUUUCCCGCGAUCAAUCGGAAAUUCUUUUGGCUAACAAGCCAGUUGGAUCGUUUUUAGUUCGAGUGUCGGAGAGAAUAUGGGGGUAUACGGUAUCGUAUGCGUCUCGAGAUGGAACAUUCAAGCAUUUUCUUGUAGAAAAAAUACCCGAGGGAUAUCAGUUUUUGGGAACGAAUCAAGUUGUGCACGAUGAGCUGUUCGAUUUGGUGGCUUAUCAUGAAACAGCACCAAUCACUGCAAAAGGAGCUGAAAUUCUGAAAUGGGCUGUUGGCCAAGUCACCAGGCCUUCAGACUACGCUGACCUGAUUCCGGACCCUGUGAUACCAUACAAUCCAUACUCGUCGCAUCGUGGAAUCGUUCGAACCAUCCCGACGACGAUAUUGAACGGUCCCGUUGGACGAUUCUAG
Molecule: messenger RNA, 1599 nt
Organism: Caenorhabditis briggsae
Lineage: Eukaryota; Metazoa; Nematoda; Chromadorea; Rhabditida; Rhabditidae
Exons: 5
Coding region: 1-1599 (532 amino acids)
Cellular component (GO): cytoplasm
Source: RefSeq, a predicted model, not a curated record